UCUCCAAGGGCCGCAGUCAGUCAGUCGGUGGCAACAGUUCCGAUGAGAUUGUUUAUUGUGCUCAGCGUUUGCGUGGCGCUCGCCUCGGCGGGCUACGGUGGCGGUGGAGGCGGUGCUAGUUCCUCGGCCACCGCAUCAGCUUCGGCCAGCUCGAGUGCCGAUGCCGGCGGUAAAUAUGGCGGCAGCGGAGGCGGUGGCGGUGGCCUAGGCGGCGGUGGCGGAUUAGGACUGGGUCUUGGCGGCGGCCUCGGCGGAGGCGGCGGUCUUGAUCUAGGACUUGGUGGCGGCCUUGGUGGUGGACUUGGCGGCGGUCUCGGUGGCGGCAAAGGUGGCGGCGGUCCAUUUGGCAGCGGCGGCGGUGGCGGUGCUGGUGGCCAUGGAGGUGGUGGCUAUGGAGGCGGUGGCUCAGCUGGCAGCGGCGGUUUCGCUGGCGGUUCAGCUGGAAGCGGCAGCUUCGGUGGCGGCUCAGCUGGCGCUGGCGGCCAUAGCGGCGGCGGCGGCUUAGUUGGUGGCGGCGGCGGAGCUGGAGGCGGUCCAUUUGGCGGCGGCGGCGCUGGUCAUGGAGGCGGUGGCAACGGACUUGGCGGUGGCGGCUUUGGUGGCGGCUCAGCUGGAGGCGGCGGCUUUGCUGGCGGCUCAGCUGGAAGCGGUAGCUAUGGCGGCGGUGGCUUAGGAGGUGGCCAAGGAGGCGGCGCUGGACUAGGAGGUGGCCAUGGAAGCGGCGGUGGACUAGGAAGCGGCCAUGGAGGCAGCGGUGGACUAGGAGGAGGCCUAGGAGGUGGUCUAGGAGGUGGCCUAGGAGGAGGUCUUGGAGGCGGCAGCGGCAGCUACGGUGGCGGUUCCGCUGGAAGCGGCAGCUUUGGAGGCGGUAGCUUUGGCGGCGGUUCAGCUGGAGGCGGUGGUCAUGGAAGCGGCGGUCAUGGAGGUGGCGGCCAUGGAGGCGGUGGCCAUGGAGGUGGCGGCUUCGGCAGUGGCGGCGGCGGCUUUGGCGGCGGUGGCUUUGGCGGUGGCGGCUUUGGAGGUGGUCCAGGUGGCGGCUUUGGCGGAGGACCAGGCGGUGGCUUUGGCGGUGGUCCAGGCGGUGGCUUCGGAGGCGGAGGCAAACAUGGCGGCGGUGGCUACGGAGGCGGUGGCAAGCAUGGCGGCGGAGGCAGCGGAGGCGGUGGCUUUGGAGGUGGCGGUCAUGGUGGCGGCGGCUACGGCGGCGGCGGCUAUGGUAAAAGUAGUGCCAGUUCCUCAGCAUCCGCAACGGCUUCUGCAGGUGGCUAUGGCCGUUAUUCGGGGUUCCAAUUUAUCACAGCCACACAAUCAAACAGAUCAGUCGACGAGGUGCCGUUGCUCUACGUUCGUCUUACCUACGCAUCUGGUAUAAAUAGUUUGGGAUACUGUGAAUUGGUACAUCAGUUGAUCUGUUACCUGCUUUGCGUGCACAACACUCACGUUUCAACGAGCAAUAUGAAGACUUUGAUUGUGCUGGCACUUUUGGUGGCUGCCGCAUCGGCUCUGCCACAAUUUGGAUUCGGUGGUCCAGGCUUCGGUGGCCCUGGAUUCGGUGGCCCAGGAUUCGGUGGCCCGGGUGGAUUUGGAGGUGGACCUGGAUUUGGAGGCGGCUUCGGCGGUCGUCCAGGUUUCGGCGGCGGCUUCGGCGGUAACCCAUAUGGCGGCGGCUUCGGCGGCGGCCCAUACGGCGGCGGCGGAUUCGGCGGCCCAUACCGUGGAGGAUUCGGCGGCGGUCGUGGGGGCGGUGGCGGCCGUGGUGGUGGCGGCGGCUCUGCAUCGGCCUCAGCCUCAUCCAGUGCUUCAGCUGCUGGUGGUGGUGGCGGUGGUGCUGCAUCAGCUUCAUCGUCCGCCUCCGCCUCCUCAAGUGGCGGUGGAUUCCGCGGCUAGGCUAUCAAAGCUGAUGCCUGGAGCAUCGAAACGAGAUUACAAAUAAAUUAAGUUUAAUUAUUAAUAAAAAGUCUGAAAAC
Molecule: messenger RNA, 1967 nt
Organism: Drosophila nasuta
Lineage: Eukaryota; Metazoa; Arthropoda; Insecta; Diptera; Drosophilidae
Exons: 2
Coding region: 43-1887 (614 amino acids)
Source: RefSeq, a predicted model, not a curated record